AUGAACAGCUGUGGAGUCCAACAAAGCUCGUUCGAAGAGAUGAGGAGAAGCUCCGUCGUCUCCGAUCGCAGAGACGCCGUGAUCUGCCCUAAGCCCCGUCGUGUCGGUGUCAUCAACCACCACCUUGCUCGAUCUCUCCGAUGGCAAGUCAGUCACCAUGAUUCAAAUUCAGGAAGCGAGCUCUUGGAUUUGAUCCUCGCAAAGGGCGGUGAAGAAGAUCAGGCGAGGACGGUGGCGUCAUCGCCGCCGUUUUACUUCACAGGGUCACCGCCGAGUAGAGUAUCUAACCCUUUAACAAAAGACUCUCUCUUUCGCGACGAGCUUGUCGUGGUGGCUCCUCCUCCUCCAUCGACGACUCCACGAGCAACCAAGCCGCAGCCGCCACCGUCUCCAAGAAAUGGUGGCGGUUGCGUUAGAGCGAGUACUAACUUUGGGAACAAUCCGGCGGUUCGAGUGGUUGGAUUCAAUUGUCUUGACAGGGACAGACGCAGCAGCGUCCCGACUCUUGCUUAA
Messenger RNA from Microthlaspi erraticum, 513 nucleotides. The record is from the annotation of a GenBank genome assembly. NCBI's taxonomy places the organism in Eukaryota, Viridiplantae, Streptophyta, Magnoliopsida, Brassicales, Brassicaceae.